ACUAUCCUCCUUUCUUCUUCAACGUUGAUUAUAAAAUUCUCCAUCGGCCAUUCUCUCUUCUCUCCGAUCAGUCUCACCAUGGUUUUGUCGAAGACGGCUUCCGAGUCUGAUGUCUCAAUCCACUCAACCUUCGCUUCCAGAUACGUUCGAGCUUCCCUUCCUCGGUUUAAAAUGCCGGAGAACUCGAUCCCGAAGGAAGCCGCGUUCCAGAUCAUAAACGAUGAGCUGAUGCUGGACGGGAAUCCGAGGUUGAACUUGGCGUCGUUUGUGACCACUUGGAUGGAGCCCGAGUGCGAUAAGCUUAUCAUGGCCUCCAUUAACAAGAACUACGUUGACAUGGAUGAGUAUCCUGUCACCACUGAGCUUCAGAAUCGAUGUGUGAACAUGAUUGCCCAUCUUUUCAAUGCGCCGCUGGGAGACGGCGAGGCGGCAGUCGGCGUCGGGACGGUUGGGUCGUCGGAAGCCAUUAUGCUGGCCGGAUUAGCGUUCAAGAGAAAAUGGCAAAACAAGAUGAAAGCACAGGGCAAACCAUAUGACAAGCCCAACAUUGUUACUGGUGCCAAUGUCCAGGUAUGUUGGGAGAAAUUUGCGAGAUACUUCGAAGUUGAACUGAAAGAGGUGAAGUUGAGGGAUGGGUACUAUGUGAUGGACCCUGAGAAAGCCGUGGAAAUGGUGGACGAGAACACAAUUUGUGUUGCCGCCAUCUUGGGCUCAACACUCAAUGGCGAAUUCGAAGAUGUAAAGCUCUUGAACGAUCUAUUAACAAAGAAGAACAAAGAAACUGGGUGGGAUACUCCGAUCCACGUGGAUGCGGCGAGUGGUGGGUUCAUUGCCCCAUUUCUUUACCCAGACCUGGAAUGGGACUUCAGGUUGCCAUUGGUGAAGAGCAUUAAUGUUAGUGGUCACAAGUAUGGGCUUGUGUAUGCUGGUAUUGGAUGGGUUAUCUGGAGGAGCAAGGUAGACUUGCCUGAGGAACUUAUCUUCCACAUUAACUACCUUGGAGCUGAUCAACCUACUUUCACCCUCAACUUUUCCAAAGGUUCUAGUCAAGUAAUUGCUCAGUACUACCAAUUGAUUCGCUUAGGUCAUGAGGGGUACAAGAAUAUUAUGGAGAAUUGCCAGGAAAACGCAGGAGUGCUAAGAGAAGGAUUGGAGAAGACAGGGAAGUUCAACAUCGUAUCCAAGGAGAUUGGAGUGCCACUGGUGGCGUUUUCUCUCAAGGACCACAGCCGCCACGACGAGUUCGAGAUCUCGGAGAUGCUCCGGCGCUUCGGGUGGAUCGUGCCGGCGUACACCAUGCCCCCAGACGCGCAGCACGUGACGGUGCUCCGGGUGGUGAUCAGGGAAGACUUCUCGAGGACGUUGGCGGAGCGGCUUGUCAUAGACAUCGAGAGGGUUGUCCACGAACUCGACAACCUUCCGGCCAGAGUGGGUUCCAAGUAUGCCACGGAAACGGAGCUCUCGGUGGGCAAUGGCGUGGUGGUCCGCAAGAAGAGUGAACGGGAAGUCACGCUGGAGGUGACCACGGCGUGGAAGAAGUUCGUCGCCGAUAAGAAAAAGAUAAAUGGGGUGUGCUAAUUAACUGCUAAGACUUGAGACGACUAGAGGCAGAUCGAAUGACCAAUAUGGCUGUUUUUUUGUUUUUACAUGAAGAUUGAUAUUUUAUGUGUGCACUGAGGUAUUAUAUUGCUAUGUCUUGCACUCUUGCUCGUGUGUUACUGAGGCUCUACUUAUGUAUGCUAAGCCUUUAAUAAUAUACUCCGUAAUAUGCUUAUCAUCAAGAGUGCAAUUUAUUAAGUACAUUUGAGGUUUUUGAUUACGAA
Molecule: messenger RNA, 1823 nt
Organism: Ipomoea triloba (trilobed morning glory)
Lineage: Eukaryota; Viridiplantae; Streptophyta; Magnoliopsida; Solanales; Convolvulaceae
Product: glutamate decarboxylase
Exons: 7
Coding region: 79-1578 (499 amino acids)
Biological process (GO): L-glutamate catabolic process
Cellular component (GO): cytosol
Molecular function (GO): pyridoxal phosphate binding; glutamate decarboxylase activity
Source: RefSeq, a predicted model, not a curated record